AAAUAAAGAAAAAAGAUGGACAGCUAGAUGAAUAAACGAAAACAGACGGAAGACAGAUUUUCGUGUUCGUCUUGAGGCGAUUAUUGCGGUGGUGGCGGACAGGAGCAUGACCCCCGGCCACAGGCCCCUGGCUCAGCUCUCAUGAAUCAUGGCAGCGAAGGCCCCCCCAGGGGCCGGGUUCCCGGCGAGGGACCCCAGGACGCCCCUGCUGCCGGCGCGCGGCCUCGGCUGCCGGGAGGCGUGGCCCUCGACGUCCUGGCCGCCGAGGAGCAGCGUCAGGGGUUCGAUUCGGGGGAACGGGUGGGGGACGGGGGGUGUCCCUCGGCGGGCGACAGCGACAUGGAGCUGGAGACCGAAGACGAGGGGUGGGGAGACAACCGGGCGGAGGAUGAGGAGGAGCUCUGGGAAGGACGAGCGGCGAAAGGAAAGGUGGCUGACGGCGUGUGUCCGCGGCGGGGCACGGAGGAGCGCGGCGCUGUGACGGCGCUCCUUGGCGCGCAGUCCGACCGGGGGCUCGGCACCGCGCUCCACCUGGGCGCCGCCGCGUGCGUGGACUGGGACUCCAGCGACUGGCACUUCUCCUCAGAGCCUGGCUUAGACCACCUUGUCCACUGCCCCCCUUGGCAGUUCCCUUACAUGAGCUACUACGCUUUGCCCCAGCAGGUGGUGCCCUUUGGAGGGACCGAACCCUGUGGUACCGCGCUGCUGAACAGGGUGUGGGAGGACGUGCCCGAAAGCCGGGAGCAGGCGGCCCCCGGGGACCCGUUCACGUUCACCGUCAUGUCCUAUAACAUCCUGGCUCAGGAGCUGCUGGAGGCCAACGCGCAGCUGUACCACCACUGCGAGCCGCACGUCCUGCACUGGGAGUUCCGCCUGCAGAACAUCUUGCGCGACUUUGACGAGUGGAGGCCUGAUAUCAUGUGCCUGCAGGAGGUCCAGGAGAACCACUUCACAGACCAUCUUCAGCCGGCACUGAGUAAACUGGGCUACAGCUGUGUGUACAAGCAACGCACCGGUGCCAAGACAGACGGCUGUGCCAUCUGCUACCGGCGGUCAUCCUUCUCCCAGGUCUCCGUCCGCCUGGUGGAAUUCUUCAGGCCCCAGAUAGAAGUUCUGAACCGGCACAAUGUGGGUGUGGUGCUGCUCCUCCAGCCCGUGGGCCCUUCGGGGUCAGAGGCCAUGGCGCAGGGGCCGCCCCUCUGCGUUGCCACUACACACCUGCUGUUCAACCCCAGGAGGGGCGACGUGAAGCUGGCCCAGCUGGCUGUGCUGUUGGCAGAGAUCGACGAUGCAGUGAAGCCGUGGAAGUCAAAAGGCAUGCAUUGUCCCAUCGUCCUCUGCGGCGACUUUAAUGCAGUUCCCAACAUGCCCCUGUACCAGCUCAUUACCACCGGGCAACUGUACUACCACGGGAUGCCAGCCUGGAUGAUUUCUGGGCAAGAGGACUUGUCUUACAGAGCUCAUCACCAAAUGCUGUUCGCCCCCUUGUUGCCAGGCGACCUGGGCAUCACUCGCAGCUGCCAGUAUGUGGCUGGGCACAAGGGGGCGACACAGAGCAAGGAAUCGGGUGGUGUGGAGCAUGGCUCCAGGAGUGCUGGGAGACUCCAGUACAGCCACGAAUUCCUCGAGCAGUUUCGCUUCUGUGAGGCUGCACGUGUCCGUCCCCAGGACCUGGAAACGAUUCCAGGGGUGACGGAUGCCACGCCAGAUCAAGGCCAGUGGAAGCCAAACGUGCACAGGUUCAGUAACACACUUUGCCAUGAGCUGAACUUGCGCUCAGCCUACAGCCACUACAUGAGCGGCACGGGUCACCCCGAAGUCACUACGAUGCACUCAGAUUUUGGUACCACAGUCGACUACAUCUUCUAUUCCUCUGGCCCUGGUAGACACAUGGACCACCGGGGGGGCAAGCUCAAGCAGGAUGUGUGCCUGAAGCUCACAGGUCGCCUUUCGCUCCUGUCGGAGGAGAACCUGUGGCUGACGAAAGGACUGCCCAAUGAUGUCUUGUCGUCGGACCACCUUUUCCUCUUGGCCAGGUUCCAACUGGGACACAGCUCUGUGUAAGGGCUUCCUGGCUGUGAGGCUUUCUGGAGGUCAGCAAGCGAGGGAACUUUCUUUCAAAUACGUCUUCCAGUUCAAAUACAGUCUGGCUGCAGUUCAGUUUCCCCAGUUUAAUAUUCAGGCUUGGAAAAUGACAGAAAUUCCACAAUUUAUAUACAUUGGCAAUAAUAAAAACUAAGUGGCUGUUUAUGUAUUUUAUGUAAAACGUCAGAUACGGAAAGUUCAGGUGAAUUUAGAUAUUCAGCAUCAUGGUAUUGGUGAUUUGUUUUUCCUCAUUUUAGAAGCAUAAGAAAUCAGUGUUGGGUGGCCUUUUAGAUUUUUUUUUUUUUUUUUUGCAUGUGUCAGAAUUUGAGCUUAGAAAUCCUGUGGAAAUGAGAUUUUGUUUUCACAUUCAUUGGGAUCAUAGAUGGUUUUAAGGCAGGAUGUGUAGAUGCCAGUUUUACACUUCAUCUGGGAGAAUGUUUGUUGAUUGAUUAGAGGUGCAGGUCGAAGGUCUUGAAAAUUAACCCUUGGGAGUGUCUGGAUCACUACUCCUUAAAUUGGACAGUUUCUGAGAACUCAUGCACAUCUGGGUGAUCUGUAAUGGGAAGGAGAAACCGCUUCCUUCACUCAAGACGUGAGCAAAGAACCUGAAAUGGCAAUGCAUCUACUUGUAUUUCCACUAAGUACCAGUAUGGGUGUCAGUAUAUUUAAUUUGGUUAUGAUUUAUUGCUGUUUGAUUUUGCUUUUCUCCAUCUUUUAUUUGUAUUAUGCAGAUGUUUUGAAAUAUUUUUGUAUUAAACAUGACAGUGGAGUCCAUUGCUUUUAAAAGCAUCUUCCCGUAACCUGGUUUUUGCCCAGACUGUCCAGCAGAAAUGAUCUUUUAGCCAGGGAUGGCACCAAACACUGUUGUUGGAUCAUCAUUUGGACUCCUGUAAGCUCACACUGAAGUCAGAACCUU
This is a messenger RNA of Scleropages formosus (Asian bonytongue), 3001 nucleotides long. RefSeq names its product angel homolog 1 (Drosophila) (gene angel1). Lineage: Eukaryota; Metazoa; Chordata; Actinopteri; Osteoglossiformes; Osteoglossidae. The record is from RefSeq and is a predicted model, not a curated record. Bases 142 to 2064 code for a protein of 640 amino acids. Gene Ontology annotation, molecular function: 3'-5'-RNA exonuclease activity. The transcript has 10 exons.